Molecule: messenger RNA, 4029 nt
Organism: Ictalurus furcatus (blue catfish)
Lineage: Eukaryota; Metazoa; Chordata; Actinopteri; Siluriformes; Ictaluridae
Product: sialoadhesin
Exons: 7
Coding region: 479-1354 (291 amino acids)
Source: RefSeq, a predicted model, not a curated record
GAAGGACUAUUUAUGACUGAUAUAACACAGGUUAAGCGAUUUUAAGUGGUCUGUCAUGGGUUAUUCCUUAAGCAAUGCAUUUUUAUGAGAUUAACUAUCAUCAUAUUUGAAGAAGGCCCUAUCUGUUUUGGUUUGUGGAAUACUUUCUGAAGCAUGAAUAAACGGAGCAUAAAAUAACCAAAACAUAGGCUAUGUGUACACGGCCCUGUCUUUCUCCUAAGGAAUACUAAUAAUUUGCUUAAUGUGAUUAAUAUUGUUAGAAAUGGAUCUCUAUAAAAAUAAAACUCAAAAAGCUCUAAAUGCUUCUUGAUUCAAUAAGAAAACGUUUAUCCCACUUUAGUAUAGAUCACUGACUACAGGAUGUGGCCCUUUCUUAAGUGAACAGAACUAGUGUUACUACUUUUUGUAGUAAAGUAUUUAUUCUUUUAUUUUUAAACGAUUACUGACGUAUAGAUUUUGUAACAGUUUAAGUUGCAGCAUGGAUCCACAGUCAAAAAUACUGUUCUGCUGGAUUUGUCUUCAAGCGAUCUUUGCCUCAGUUUUUUCGGACGUGUGGAAGGCAGAAGUUGUCUCUCCAGUGGAGGCGCUGGUCUCAUCUUGUGUCGUGUUGCCUUGUAAGUUUAAUUACCCUGGCACUCAACUUCCUGACUCUCGGAUAAAGGGAAUCUGGCACAAACAGACAGGCAAAGAGGAUCGCAUUUAUGAUGAAGAUCAUCAUUUGAUUGGAGACAACUUCAAGGGUCGCACAAAGCUAGUUGGCCAAUUGAGUGAGAAAAACUGCUCCUUGGAGAUCGAUGAUGUGAAAGACCACGACGACGGCCCAUUCUGUUUCAGAGCUGAACUCCCAGAAGACAAAAAAUUCUCUUUUGUGGAGAAGUGUGUGACCAUCACUAUGAAGCCUGAACCUGACCAGCCAAAAGUGGAACAUGAUGAAUUCUUCACGGACGGAGCAAUUGCCAUCUUUAAAUGUUAUGUCAGACACACCUGUCCCACACACCACCCAACUAUUGAAUGGAGUCGUCAAGAGCCUAAACCCCGUUUGUCCUAUAAGGAUAAUGGCUUUGGAGUUUGGGAGGUGGAGUCCCACCUGAGCUUCACUGCCAAAGAGGAAGACGAUCACGCUGAUAUCACCUGCACUGUCACUUUCCACGGCAACAAGAAAUCUGCAGUCACUAAGAUGAUAUUCAUAAAACGUAAACAAAAUAUCUUUCACAUCAUUAUUCCUGUGGCUGCUGUGCUCGGGACUAUCGUUGUAUUUGGAACGGCAUUUUUCUUCGUGACGAAGAGAUACAAGAGACAGAUCCAAGAGCUGCAAUCUAGAAAUCUAAAUGUGGAUCUCUUGGGGAGCUCUUAAUUUUACUUCUCUAUGGAUGGCAAAAUGUGAAAGCAACAAGAGAGGUCAGUGUUACAUUAUUCAUCAGCAUCAUGUCUCUUUUCUUUGCUCUGCUGAGACAAAAAGGUGCUUCUUUAUAGUCAAGAUGGUGCUUCCUCCAAUCAUCAAUCAUACGUCCUUCAACCUGUAAUGCAGAAGUCAAUAAAAGUAUCAAUUAAUUUAACGCAUUCGGAUGACAUGAGUUCCUACAAGAGAAUAAGAAUUGUGUAGAUUAACUGUGCAUUUUGUGAUUUGGUUAUUGAAACCACAGAAUUCAUAUUUUCUGGUGUACAGCAUUUUGGACGUUCUGAAAUAUUCAAGACCUGCCCUACAAAAAGAAAACUACAUUAAACAAAUUAGGCAUGUACAAGAAAAACUGGACAUUAACCACAAUGAAUCUAGAGAUGAUAUACUAAUUAUGCAAUAAUUCACUCUGGGGUGCUAACAGCCCUCCAUUUUGCAUUGGGCCUCAUCACACCACCUUAGAGUGGAAUGUUUUCAUAUAACAGCAUGGCUCAUCAUGCGAUAUUCAAUACACGUUAACUACCACUUUUCGUCCUUUGUCCCACCCAGUGUAGCAUAACGUAAAGCACCUAUUUAAACUACUUAUCCCUGCCAUUUCCACUUAAUUCUAUAGUCUCAUCAAUCUGUACUGCUUUGUGCCCUUAGUCGUUAUGUGUGUAACAUGCCAUGUACAGUGCUUCCUUGUCAUAUAUACAGCUGGUUUCUUGUUUUUACAUGUUAAGUCAUCUGUAGGCACAUGCUACUGUAUUAAAUUUGAUUUUGACUGGAAGUAACUCCAUACUCAUUACUUAUGUUAAUUAAUUAAUGCAUGAAUUCUGAUAACAUUCAAUUAAUUAAAUAAUAGUACAUUUUGUAACAAAAAAUAACAAUGUGUGUUUUUGUCUGAGGGAAAAAAGAUCACAAUCCCUUUUCACUAAAUGUUAGCGGAAAAAAAAGGCUACAACAAAUCUGGUGGCAGACAUUCAGUUGGCUAUGGUGAUGAUUACACCAACAUGGGUGACCUCAAUGUUUAUGGGAAUAAACACACUUACCCCAUAAAGAAGCCCAUCUACACGUCAACUGAUUUUAUAAAUGUAAAUAGAAAUAUCUUUAUCAUUGGACCUGCCAUAUUUUUUACAUGAGGAUAAUGAAUUUACAAAUUCAUGUGAUUUCAUUAUGUUAAAUAAUGGCUUGCUUUGAAUAAAAAAAAUAAAAAAAAGAUAAAUGCUUGUAUGGAAAUUUGGUCAGUUGGUAUUGAUGUAUGGAUGUAUUUAUGCAAUUACACGCAAAUACAGUUGACUAGUAAUUGUAUUAAUAAUACAAAUACCACUGUGUUUUCUUUUUUUUUGUGGCUGUGACCAUUAAAGUGUUAAAUAAAAAGUAUUAACGUAUUGACUGUGAGCUUUUUGUUUUUGUUUUUUAAUAAGUAGUGAUUUUGUCCAGUUUGUAUAACAAGAGAAUGGUCAGAUAUAUUUAUGGUGUCAAGAUAAAUAAGUAUAAUCUCUUAUAUUGAGAUUUAAAAUUCACCAACUUUGUACAAUAUUUAGAUCAGCUAUAAAAGUUUUGAAAAUUUUAGAUGACGUGGCCUGCUGAGUAGUACGCAAACUGUCACCAGAUCUACCCACACAGUCCACUGCAAGGUUAAAGUUUGCACCAAUAAUUAUUGGGAGAUCAUCAUCAAAAAAGCUGGAUCAAAAACAUUAGGUCCAUAUGCAGAUAUCAAAUAUGCUAUAUUUGAAUGUAUUCAAAGUCAUUACAGCAUAACAAAAUACCCCAACCCCCAUAGCCCAGAUGUAUCCACUUGUAAAUGUAACUUCCUGUCAACUAAAAGUAGAACUCCUUUGGCUUUAUUUAUGGCCUAUGAGUGCAAUUAUCCUGUGAUAUUUGUUCUGAAACCUAGGCACAUCCUGUUGUGUUUAAAUGCGAUGUGGGAAUUUUCCAUUAAUCCAUCCAUCUUCUACCUCUUACUCCUUUUUCAGGGUCACGGGGAACCUGAAGCCUAUCCCAGGCAGCAUCGGGCACAAGGUGGGGUACACCCUGGACAGGGUGCCAGUCCAUCGCAGGGCACAAUCACAUACACACUCACAAUGUGGGAAUUUUUAUUUAAUUUAAUUUUAUUAUUUAUUUAUUUAUUUAUUUAUUUAUUUAUUUAUUUGUUUUUUACAAAAAAUCAAGACAUUUUACCCUUUUAAUGGGGUGAUUAAGACCAUGUACAUUCCAAGAAAUAAAAUGUAAUUCACUCAUAUAAUAUGCUCAAAGAGGAAAUUAUACAAAUUAGUCGGUGUAAGUGGAUAAGACCACAUGUUAUCAAUAAAGCUUUGGGCAUCUUCAUGGGAAGAGGAGACAUGUGUCCCAUCGUUGUACAGUACCUUAAGGCUAGCAGGAUAAAGAAAGUGCUGCAUGCCUUUCUGCUUGAGUGAAGCAAUGCAGGACGAGGAAGCUGUCCACCGCUGAAGGGUCGUGCUAGAGUAGUCAGUGAAAAACAGGAGCUGAGACUGGCCAUGUAGAAUCUUGGUGCCUGCUUGUGUGUAGGCCUUCAUGAUGACCUGUCAAUUGUUGUACCUCAGAAACAUAAAUAUGAGGGUUCUUGGUCUCGUUGACGAAGUCUCCUGACCACUGUAAACACAGUGAGCACUCUCAAUUUUGAUCAGCCC